Molecule: messenger RNA, 543 nt
Organism: Durusdinium trenchii
Lineage: Eukaryota; Dinophyceae; Suessiales; Symbiodiniaceae
Source: the annotation of a GenBank genome assembly
AUGGACAAAGAAUCCUAUGCGCAGUUUCUGGAUGCUUCAUUGUUGGCCUUGCGGAACCAUCUCUUGGCCGCAUAUCCAGAGCCUUCCUCAGCCCGCUGGGCGGAGCUUGAAAGCAGUUUCGAAGGCAUCCGAGGGGGGCUCCCCUCGGCCUUACCGGCCUUGCCCUUGGCCGCCGCAGCCAGCGGCGCGACCACCCCACGAGACUUGUCUCCCGUCUCCCGAGAGAGCAGCAGUGUGCGCUUCCAAGAGAUCCCCGAGGAGACCCGGAUUGAACCAAUCUUGCCCGUGGAGCUCGAAGAGAAGGACGCGGAGGAGGUGAACACCGUAGAGGUCGCCGCGGAGGAUGAGGACAGCGACAACGAGCCGGAGGCCAUUGGCCAUGGCGAUUCCUCGCGCUUUCUGCAGUCCGACCUCUCGGACCUCACGGAGGCGAGGGCCGGACCUCGGGGGGGUGCCGGCGAGCUCGAGCUCGGCGUGGAGGAGGGUUGGGAAGGAAGCGCUCCUGCGAUUGGUGUCACUUCAUCUCCAGACUUGACCAGCUGA